GUCAGCCUGCACAAAACAAGAAAACGAAAACAUCUUUGUGUGCUGAAUGAAACUUGAAAGCUAUUCGUGAUGCCGAAGAGUAAUCGGAACUGUGCUGUAGGUGGAUGUUCUCACACACAGAGAACCUGUCCUAAGGGAAGAUUUGUUGGAUUUCCAAAUCAAGAUAAGCAGCCAGAACGGAGACAAACAUGGAUCAAUUUGGUGCAGAGGGGCGCCAAUUGGAUACCAACCAAAAACAGCCGAGUCUGCGCAUGUCACUUCAUGGGAGGCUACAAGGUGGAUGACCCCAGCGACCCAGCUUAUAACCCAAGCAUCUUCCCUCUGGCCCCUGAGCUUGACCGCCGCGUCAAGAAGACACUCAGCCAGGAGUACCUCCGCAGGAGACAGGCAGGUCUACAAGAGGGGCUUUAUAACGAAAGUGCAAUGACCCUAGGUCUGGCAUUACAACCGUCAAGUGAUCCAGCCAACGACAACGACGACAUCAUGAAGUUUGUUUCGGCAGCUUUGGAUUUAUCCAAAGAGGCCGGAGAGGCGUACGCCUUAGCAACAAGUAACACUGGCCCUGAGGGUACUGUAAGCGCUGAAGCAGCUCCUCGUGAAGCUGUACCCCCAGCUCCUGAAUCCUCUUGUCAACAGCCUGCCAGACAGCAUCUGAACAAUUCAGUUGCUGGAAAACGACCACAUCCAGGCAAUUUUCACCAUACUAUGAGGUCAUCAGCUUCAAUGACCGCUGGACGAGCAAGAGUGCAGAGUAGUUCUUCAACUUCUGCUACGAGAGCAUCAACUCCACGACAUCAAGUGACUGCGGGAAGUGAAGUAUCUGUGGACAGGCAAGGACUGAAAUGGGUCUACUAUAACCAUGAUAGAAACGAAGAAAGUGCAAUUAAUUUACCAUCAGGUAGUAAUGAAUAUACAACAAAAAGACGAAGAACACUUUAUUCAAGUAAGCAGCAGUAUGGUUCCCCCAGGUUCCAGAGAUUUGCUCCAUCGAACCGUAGGAUGUUGGGAACUAGCUCUUCAAGAAUACAAAGGGGGAUGCAGUCAAAGUAUAUUGUUAAAACAACCACCAGUGGAGGGACUGAGAAGCUUCAAGCUAUGGAUGUAUCAACAUCUCAGAGUAGCUUAACUUCUGAAAACCUACCUGAAAAUCUAUCAACAGACCUUCCACAAAUACCUCAUGAAAACUUACCUGUAAACCCUCAUGUAAACCUUCAUAAAAACUUUCAAGGAAACCUUUGUGAAAACCUUCCUGAAAACCUUCAUGGAAAGCUUCAUGUAAACCUUUCUGAAAACCUUUCUGAAAAGUUACCUGAAAACCAACCUGAAAACCUACCUGUAAUAAACCUGCACGUAAACCACCAUGAAAACCUUCAUGAAAACCCUCAUGAAAACCUCCCAGAAAACAUUCCUGGAACCCAUAACAUAAACUGUAUAACUCCUCAAGAAUUUGUGACGCCUUCUCUCGUAACAGAAAAGCCUUCUUGUGAUGCAUGUAUUCAGACGAUCUUUAGCAUGGGACCACAAGAUGAUUCCUUGUUUGGGUUGAGUAACUUGUCACCUCAAGCUCGUGGCAAAUGCUAUGGCUUCCAUGGAUGGAGUGAUAUUUGUUUUUCCAACAGCACUGUUGAGAGAGUCGCUGGGGUGACGCCAGAGGUCUUCGAUAUGUUGUUGGGCUAUCUCCCUGGAGACUCACAAGGAUUACCUACCCACAACUCCUUGUUGCUGGUUUUGAUGAAACUCAAAAUGGCCGUGCCAUUUGAGUUUCUCGCCACCAUUUUCGGAAUCACAUCUCUCACUGCUUGCAAUAUUUUCACUCAUCUAUUAAGUCAUCUGGUCAGCAUAGCCUCAGAUUUGAUACAGGUUCCGCGCAAAACAGACACGUCAUCAGAACAGACUGGAACAGAUGGUGUUAAAGUCAAUGCUACAAUCGACUUCAUGGAAAUCAGAGUAGACCACCUAACUGUCACGGAACACCACAAUAAAUUUUUCUGUAGUGCAUCUGGUGCUCAUUGUGUCAAAAUCAUUGUAGGACUUCUUCCAAGUGGUUAUGUCAGUUACAUCUCUCAGGCGUAUGUAGGAAGUACUAAUGCUAUUGAUAUUCUUGGCAACUUGGAUUUCAUGCACUUUCUUGAUAACAGUAGUACAGUGCUGCUCCUCCAGAGUAACCCUUAUCGACAAAAGUGGCUCAGGAAAAGAGGCUUCAAGGUUGUUACGCCAUCCUGUUCAUCCAUCCAGGUUGUGAAUAAACUUGUAACUAACUCCCUUGAGAAUUGUCUAGAGACAGACAACGGAUUCAAAUCACCUACAGAAUCAUUUACGGAUGUAGAACUAAAAGUGUUCCUGCCUUCUGCUGAUGUUCCUGAGGUCGGGUCACUCUCACCUUUUGUUCCUAUUUCAGAGGUUGAUUCUAGUGCACCUGCUGCAACCGUUUCUGAAUGUACAUCAAUGCCGCCUCCUGCCACCGUUUCUAAAUUUGCAUCAAUCCCACCUUCUGCCACCAUUUCAUCACUUGAGUUGACGGACCAGAACCAACCAGACCAUUCUAUCUCAGGCUCAUACGGUAACGGUAAUCACAUCUGUGCUGGAAAAAGAGCCCAGAGAUUGCGCUCUUUUAGUAUUUUGACAUCCACCAUUGAAGGUUCUCUGCUACCAUAUAUUGAUGAUGUAGUGAGGUUGUGUGCCGCAUUAAGUAAUCUUCAAGACCCUUAAUGACUGAUGCUCCCAGAGCAUAGAGCUGCUUAAGCACAAAAUUUGCUUAAAAAGCACACCAAUAGAUUACUGAUUUUGCACAUGUUACUGGCCAAAAUUGUAUGCCAUAUACAUGUACAUUGCCUGUGACAGUUGCUGUUGACAUAGCAUAACAAUGGAGUUGAGUCCUUGCCAGUAAUCUGGUUUUACUAAGCAAGAACUUAUUUUAGCUUGAGCAAAUUUUGUGCUUAAGCAGCUUUAUGAAAUUUGGCCCAGGUUGUAUCGUAAAUUUGGGUGUGAUCCCUGUCUACAACUUCAAGGCAGUUACAGGUUUAUGACUUCUGACUGUCACCCCCGAACAAAGAUAUUAGGGACUUUUCGUUUUCAACGACGGAUGGUUCUGCAAC
Molecule: messenger RNA, 3095 nt
Organism: Asterias rubens (European starfish)
Lineage: Eukaryota; Metazoa; Echinodermata; Asteroidea; Forcipulatida; Asteriidae
Exons: 3
Coding region: 70-2709 (879 amino acids)
Source: RefSeq, a predicted model, not a curated record